Messenger RNA from Pimephales promelas (fathead minnow), 1385 nucleotides. RefSeq names its product methyltransferase 18, RPL3 N3-histidine (gene mettl18). Gene Ontology annotation, cellular component: nucleus. Gene Ontology annotation, molecular function: protein-L-histidine N-tele-methyltransferase activity. Gene Ontology annotation, biological process: peptidyl-histidine methylation, to form tele-methylhistidine. The record is from RefSeq and is a predicted model, not a curated record. Lineage: Eukaryota; Metazoa; Chordata; Actinopteri; Cypriniformes; Leuciscidae.
UCGUUCAGGCAACAACAGUAGCUGCUGUCCACACGUGCUCACUACAGGAAUAGAAAUAGUACAAAACAUGGCAUUCACUUUCAACUUCGAUAUACCUUUACAAACAGAAGAAACAAAUGAUAAAGAAAACAAAGACGGCAACGGCAAAGAUGUGGAUCUUAAAUGUUCGGACACCAGUGCAACCGAACAAACGAAGACGAAGAAUGCUAUUGAGCACGAACCUUUGUUGGAUCCUCUCUCCCACAUUGAGAACUGGGUGCCUGAGACCAUCACAGUAGGUGCCCUGCCUCCCCUGCUCUGUCUCAAUGAAUCAGUGUUUGAGAAGACCGCUCAUGAACGAGAGGACAGUGAGGAGAUACUGGCCAAAACACUGAAUCAAAACUCUGACCUCAUCACUGGAGUGUAUGAGGGUGGACUUAAGAUAUGGGAAUGCACGUAUGAUCUUCUUGAGUACAUUGAUGAUGAAGGAGAGACCUUCACUGGAAAAAGGGUGUUAGACUUGGGCUGUGGAGCAGGUCUACUUGGUAUUCUUGCAUUGAAGAGAGGAGCCAUCAAAGUUGACUUCCAGGAUUAUAACAGCACAGUGAUAGAGCAGUUAACAGUGCCAAAUGUGUUUCUCAACUGUGAAGAUGAUGAUGAUGAUGAUGAUGAUGAGGAGACAGGGGAGAAAAAUAGCAGUCCACCAUCUAAGAGGAAAGCCCUGAAUACAUCACAUAAAUUACUAGAUCAUUGUGGUUUCUUCUCGGGCGACUGGAACUCUUUUCUCACACUUAUGCAAAACAAACCCUCAUCUCCAAAAUAUGACAUUAUCUUCACAUCAGAAACCAUAUACAACAGAGACUACUACUCUUCUCUUCAUAGUGUGUUUUGUGGCCUGCUUGCUGAGAAUGGAAUUGUUUAUUUGGCAACUAAGUCUCACUAUUUUGGAGUAGGUGGUGGACUUCAUCUGUUUAAGAAGUUUGUGGAGCAGAAUGAAGUCUUUCAAAUCAAAUAUUUGAAGGAUGUGGAACAAGGCCUGAAGAGACAUGUUGUAUCAUUGACAUUUAAAAAGUGACAUUGAAAUUGUAUUGAUAGGUGUUACAUGUGGACAUUAACACUUAUCUAUUAUGGACACCCACCCUUUUCAGGCCAAAUGCAUCGACUAUGGGAGUCUAAAUUGUGUUUGGCAUACAUAACUUAAGGUAAAAUAGAACUGAAACUUUCAAAGUUUGUUGAAACACUGAUGAUUUGUUAUGUCAUUACAAAUCAAUCUGCAAUAUAAGUUCACAUUUAUUGGUUCAUACAGUGCUGCAAAACCACCAUCAAAUAAACAAUGACUUGCAUAAGUUUACAUGUACCAAGCAGGCCGACAGACGAAACAGUCAUUAGGUUCAGUCUCAACACUG